Messenger RNA from Teleopsis dalmanni, 1038 nucleotides. RefSeq lists its product as uncharacterized. The transcript is spliced from 5 exons. The record is from RefSeq and is a predicted model, not a curated record. Gene Ontology annotation, molecular function: lipase activity. Lineage: Eukaryota; Metazoa; Arthropoda; Insecta; Diptera; Diopsidae. The coding region runs from base 180 to 956 and encodes 258 amino acids.
UUAAUAAUCAAAACAUAUUUGUGAACUCAGUUCACCUGUUAAAGCAUAAGAACACAAACAAUAUUGUUAAGUACAAGCGCCAAGAUAAUAUUUCUAAUAUUAACGAUACAACUAUUUACUUCAAUUUUUACAAAGAUGGAGAGUUAACAUACUCAUUUUAUCAUAUAGAUAACAAUGUUAUGGAGCAGUCAAAAUGUCGACCUUCUGAUAAAUUUGCAUUUAUUUUACAUGGAUGGAAGCAAAACUGUGAAACAGAUUGGGUACUGAAAUUAAUUGACCGCUUAACAUUUCAUCGCAAAGGUUGUAUAGUAUGCAUAGAUUACCGCCAUUAUGCCAAAGCACCAUACAUACAAUUAUAUCGCAAUUUCAAAAAAAUUACAGACAUCAUGUAUCUUAAAUUGUUAUCAUUAAUAAAUGUCGGCUUUAAUCCAAGCAAUGGUUACAUGUUCGGUUUUAGUUACGGUGGGCAAUUAGCAACACAAAUUGGUGCUGCUCUUAAGCCACAUUUUACGUUUUAUAAUAUUGACACAUGCGAUAUGGCUGGACCAGGAUUUGAUCUAUUUAAUAAUUUCGAUCACACGAUUGGAGCCGAACUAGUUCAGUGUUUGCAUUCUAGCCGCGAUAAGGGAACAGCAUUCUAUACGUGUCAUCAAAAUGUACGUUUGGGUAAAUGUGGAUAUACUCAAGCUGCUGUUAUAAGCCAAAAUCGUUUUAGUAAUCACGGUUUAUGUGUACAAAUAUAUAUCAAUGCAUUUGAUUAUCCAUUUUAUGCAAUUUGCAAUGGACAAAAACUGUGUGGAACAACAUCUGCAGCUGUAAAUAUACCAAGAGGGUAUACCAUCGGAUAUAAAGAAAAUCCAAACAUGAAUAUUACCGGUGAAAUUUUUGUCCCAACCAGCGCAAAUUUCCCUUACAAUGUUCAACAGGAUGAACUACUUGAAUUAAGUUAUUGCUGAAAAUUAAAUUAACAAUCCAACCCAAUAUAAGUAAUGUACUAAUUUAUUAUAAAUAAAUAUCUAUGGAGAAUAAAAAUAUUUU